Blastocystis hominis is the source of this 715-nucleotide messenger RNA. RefSeq lists its product as hypothetical. The transcript has a single exon. NCBI's taxonomy places the organism in Eukaryota, Bigyra, Opalinata, Blastocystidae. The record is from RefSeq and is a predicted model, not a curated record. Bases 1 to 630 code for a protein of 209 amino acids.
AUGAAUAGAUUGAUGAAAUCGGACCUUUUUUUGCCACUCCAAAAAAAGUCACUUCUUUUGGAAUGGGGUGUUUUGUCCAUCGAAGCAGAAGGAGAAGAAGAAUCAAUACCCGAUCACCUGCUCCAGUUCGUGGCCUCCAUUGUCUCUGAGGCCUCCUUCACGAUGAAACUCCCCAAGGAAUUUGUAACGCCCAUCAUAGAGAAACUCCUCCGCGCGGGGACUGCGCCCUGCAUGGAGCUGGCCUUGAAAAUCUUGGGAUCCCUCAAGGACGUUUCCUUGUCCGCCCUGCAGCUGCGGUGCAUUUUGCUCGUAGAAUUCCAUCGAAUUCCAUCGAAUCUAGGCGCUCCAGCGGCAAAUCGCGCUGAUAACCGCGCUUCAGCAGCUCGACCGUUUCAUCCAGUGGAAUUCGAAGAACAUGGUGGACGCGCUGGAUUCCGUCGUGACGUCGCUGCUUCGUCUGGUCAAGGAAACGCCCUCGGAUUGGCAGAAAUCGGGGCUUUUUUUGCACGAUCUGCCGGCUGUUCGGCUUCUGAGUCUGCGCGUGCUGCGGCGCAUCGCGGAUUUCACGCUGGCGACGGUGCUGCCGGUGGCGAAUCGCGUGUGUGGGGAGCUGCGCGAUGUGCUGGAUGACGAGCAGCGAGCGAUUCGGGAGUAUGCGGCGAGGGUGAGGAAUCUGUGGCUGAUGAUUCAUUGAGGAAGUGGGUGGUUUAUGGAG